CUACCCUCUAUUAGUCUUUGGUGUUAUCCAACGAAUGUAGGUUGACGUUGUGAUAAAAGAAAAAUGUUCACGCUGUAUUUUUGACUUUUGUCUGCAUCAAAUAAGCACUUUUGUGUCUCUGCUUCUCAAAAAUGUAUAUGAAAAACAUAUUUUUUAAGUGCCCUUCGUUAAUGUUUUUCAAUUGCACAUUAUAAAACUAUUUAGUAACAUAAUUAUUGUACAUUCCUUAAUACAAAAAUUUGCAUUUUGCCGGCAUAUGCAUUUAAGUUAAAGGCGUAGUCCCAAGAUACACAAUGAAUGUUGUUUUUAUGAAAUCAUGACAUUUAAAAUACUGUACAAAAUAAAUAGAUGUGCUACAUAUUUCAUCAAUUCUCAUCAACUUCAUUUUAAACAUGUUAAAGUAGUAUCUUAAUCUUCAGAGCCAGGAUUACCCAAUGUUCACUGUUUACUUUUUUUGAAAAGUUUUUGUUUUGUUUAGUUUUUGAUAUAGUGAAAUAAAAAAAUGGGAACUGCACACAGCUGUUGUUCACAUACAACACCUCCUGCUUCCAGAAAAACAAGACUGCAUGGAACAAUUAGUGCAAACAAUGUUGAAGAACAUAAUUCUACUGAGCAUGAAGUGAGUGUUUCAAAUUUACCUCACAUAAGUGAGCGAGAAGCUGAUGGAGGCGAUAUGGACCCUAGCGUUCAUCCAUCAGCCCAAACAUUAUUUAUGGAACGUUCUCAACAAUUUGUUGAAAAUGGUAUUACAAGGAAAAAGAGUCAACAGCAAAUAUCAGAAUUGAAAAAGUCUACAUCAGAUUUGAGAGUAUUAAAAAAGAGUAGCUCGUGCUCCACAAUAUAUCUUGAUGAUAGCACUGUUACACAACCAAAUUUAAAGAACACUGUGAAGUGUGUUGCGCUUGCUAUUUAUUAUCACAUCAAAAACCGUACUAGUGAUAGAUCAUUAGAUAUUUUUGACGAAAAGUUGCAUCCUUUAACAAAAGACCCAGUAUGUGAUAAUUAUGAUAAACAAAAUCCUGAACAUAGGCAAAUUUAUAAAUUUGUCAGAACAAUGUUCAAUGCUGCACAGCUCACUGCGGAAUGUGCAAUCAUAACAUUGAUUUUAGAAGAGUUGUUGACUUAUGUAGAACUUGAUGUUUCUGCUGCAAAUUGGAAAAGAAUUGUAUUGGGUGCUAUUUUGCUAGCCAGCAAGGUCAUGGAUGAUCAGGCUAUAUGGAAUAUUGAUUAUUGUCAAAUCUUGAAAGAUUUAACCAUAGAAGAUAUGAAUGAACUUGAAAGGCAAUUUUUAGAAAUGCUACAGUUCAAUAUUAAUGUUCCAUCAAGUGUUUAUGCCAAAUAUUACUUUGAUUUAAGAACAUUAGCAGAAGCGAAUGAUCUCUCAUUUCCUAGUGAACCUCUUAGCAAGGAUCGAGCUCAAAAACUUGAAGCCAUGUCUUUGGUAAUGCAAGAUAAAAUUACACAAGAAAUGUUAACAAACGGACUCAAAAAGUGGUCAAGUCUCGAUAAUAUGAACAAUCCUGGAGGCCAUCGCAAAAGUGUGGCAAUCUUGUCAUAAUUUUCUAUUAAGUAUUUUUAUACUAUUAUGCACAUAAUUACUUACAAUUAAAACUAUUUUGAUAAAGAAUUUGCAAAUGAUGUGUAUGUAAUUAUUCCGCAUUCUUAUGCAAUAUCCCUUUGCAACAUGCUACUGUAAGACAUUUGAUAUAAAAAAUUAUAUAUUGUAUAAAAUUUACAACUUGUUAGUCAAUUACGCCAAGAAUUUAUAGCAUAUAUA
Ctenocephalides felis (cat flea) is the source of this 1777-nucleotide messenger RNA. RefSeq names its product cyclin-Y-like. The record is from RefSeq and is a predicted model, not a curated record. NCBI's taxonomy places the organism in Eukaryota, Metazoa, Arthropoda, Insecta, Siphonaptera, Pulicidae. Gene Ontology annotation, molecular function: protein kinase binding; cyclin-dependent protein serine/threonine kinase activator activity. Gene Ontology annotation, biological process: regulation of cyclin-dependent protein serine/threonine kinase activity; regulation of canonical Wnt signaling pathway. Gene Ontology annotation, cellular component: plasma membrane.